AUAGAAUGCUGGUUCAUUAUAAAAACAAAAGUGUCACAGUUGUCAGAUGACAAAUGGGAGCUGGUUCGGUAAUGCUGGAGACACUGCUAUUACGUGAGGGACAGAAUUUGCAAUGGAUUCACAUUUAGAUUUGAACUAUAAUUAUACUGAUUAUGAUAACACCACCUCUGUUAAUUUCAAUUAUGAUGAAGUUGUUUACCAUAAUCCCACCACUACAUGUUUUACUGAGGUUAUUUGCCUGUUGUUGCUGGUGAUCAACGUGAUCAUCUGUCUGCUGGGCCUGGGAGGAAAUGGUGUGGUCAUCUGGAUUGCAGGGGUUGGCAUGAAGAGGUCAGUCAAUACUACCUGGUACCUGAGUCUGGCUGUAUCUGACUUCAUAUUCUGCGCCUGUUUGCCUUUUAACAUCGCCCACAGUGUCACAUCAGACUGGAUUUUCGGCCUCUUCAUGUGCAAGUUUACUUCCUUCGUCAUGUUCCUCAACAUGUUCAGCAGCAUCUUCCUCCUCGUCAUCAUCAGCAUGGAUCGCUGCAUUGUCGUCAUGUUUCCUGUUUGGGCACAGAAUCACCGCACUAUUGGAAAAGCAUCUGUAUUGAUCGUACUCGCGUGGAUUGUCGCUGCAAUAUUAAGUAUUCCGUCUAUCAUAUACCGUGAUGUCCAGAAACACCUAGGUAUAAGCCAAUGCAUUAACAGCUACUCAUCCAGCAAGUACAGCCACACAUUCAUUGCCUUGAGCCGCUUAGUUACUGGAUUUUUCAUCCCUUUCAUCCUCAUCAUUAUUUGUUAUACUGUCAUCAUCCUCAGACUGAGAGCCACUAAGAUGGCAAAGUCCAAAAAACCGUUUAAGAUCAUGACGGCUCUUAUUCUGACCUUCUUCCUGUGCUGGCUGCCGUACCACACGUUUGUGCUAAUUGAACUAAAUGGAACCUUCCACAAAGAGGUCAUUAUUCUCGGAAUGAAAAUUGGCACCACAUUUGCCACCGCAAACAGCUUCCUGAACCCCAUUUUGUAUGUUUUCAUGGGCAAUGACUUCAGGAAGAAGUUCAGGAGCUCCAUUUUAUCAAAGAUUGAGAAUGCCAUUGGAGAAGACGGCCGAACGAUCAGCCGCUACCUGUCUCGCUCCAGCUCAGUGGAUGCAAGGGCGUCCACUCAUAUCUAAAGAAUAAACUGGAAGUAAUAUUUUUUCAGUUAUUU
Molecule: messenger RNA, 1191 nt
Organism: Carassius auratus (goldfish)
Lineage: Eukaryota; Metazoa; Chordata; Actinopteri; Cypriniformes; Cyprinidae
Product: chemokine-like receptor 1
Exons: 2
Coding region: 113-1156 (347 amino acids)
Biological process (GO): positive regulation of cytosolic calcium ion concentration; complement receptor mediated signaling pathway; inflammatory response
Cellular component (GO): plasma membrane
Molecular function (GO): complement receptor activity; G protein-coupled receptor activity
Source: RefSeq, a predicted model, not a curated record